GUGGUGACGCGGCCGUUGCCAUGGGAACCCGCCGCCCGCUCCGGCUCAGCAGCUUCAGCCGAAGCUGCAGCCCGCCGCCCGCUGCCCGCCUGCCGGCCCGCCGGCCUGCCCGCCUCGGGCUCUCCCUACGAGGCGGUAGGGGGAGCGGGGCUGGAGGAAGGGAGAGAGCAGAUGCGGCCUCCGAGCGGAGACUGGUCCCGCGCGUCCUAAGCUGAGGUCCCUGAGCCGCCGCCACAACCGCGAGGGACGAGGACCAGCGCGGAGCAGCGCCCGCCCGACCCCGGAACGCGCCCCCUGGCCCGUCGCCCAGACACGGACCACACGAUCCGUCCCAGCUCCAGCGCCGCGCGGUCUCAGCCCGGCCGGCGACCUCGGCGGCUUCGCAAUCCCGGCCGGUCCCGGCCCCGGCGCUCCUCUCCGCAGCCGCCCCCGCCACCCCCGCCGCCGCCGCCGCCUCCUGCGCCUCUGCCGCCCCCGCUACCCCCUCUGCGUCCGCGACCCCAGCCCGGGCCCCGACCCCAGCCCCGACCCCUCCCGCGGCCCCGCCAACCUCGGCCGCGGCCCGGGCCCCGGCCCCGGCCGCCCAGCCGUGGGUACGAUGCUGCCCAGCUCCAUCCAGAUUUCGGGGGAGCCUCUGUCAGGCGCCGAGGUGCGGGACAUCUGCCGCGGCCUGCGCGACAACGCCGUGCGCCUGCUCUCACUGCGCGGCUGCCGUCUCUGCGACCGCGACUUCGGCCGAAUCUGCCGGGCCCUGGCCGGGGCCACGUCCCUGGCGCAACUCAACCUUAACCUGGGCGUUGUAUCCAGCCCCAGCCGCAUCAAGCAGCUGGCGGAGGCGCUGCGGACCAACCGCUCCAUCCAGUCCCUCUUCCUGCAUGGGAGCCCUCUGACAGACGCAGGUCUGGCCUUGUUGAAUCCAGCCCUGGCCCUCCACCCUGCCCUCGUGGCACUGGACCUGGGGGACUGCAUGCUGGGUGAUGAAGCCAUCAACCUCAUCUGUGGCCUCCUCCCGCCUGACGGGGCCAAGUCUGGCCUGAAGGAGCUGACACUGAGCGCUAACCCCGGCAUCACCCCUAAGGGCUGGAGCCGCCUCGCCAUUGCUGUGGCCCACAGCUCCCAGGUCCGCGUCCUCAAUCUGGAUUACAACCCCCUGGGUGACCACGUGGCAGGGAUGCUGGCUGUAGCUGUGGCCUCCAGCCGCACCUUAGAGGUCCUAGACUUGGAGGGCACAGGGCUCACCAACCAGUCAGCUCAGACCCUGCUGGACAUGGUAGAAAAUUACCCUACAGCUCUGCGGAGUCUGGUGUUGGCCGAGAACAGCAUUAGCCCGGAGCUGCAGCAGCAGAUCUGUGACCUCCUCUCUGAGGGGGAGGAGGAGGAGGAGGUGGCAGGAGGGCCUGGUGACACCCAGGAACGAGAGCGAGCCCGGGAGCCUGCUGCCCACCAGAGGGGCAGCAGCUCCUGGAUGGGCCCCAGUGAUCCCAGCUCUCAGAUGGUGCUAAUGACAUCAGGACUAGGGGACAGUCUGUUGGCUGAGACUGAGAUGUGACUGUUUCUGCGCAUCAUUACAUCUGUGUCUCCAGCACUUUGCCCCAGAUGUCAGGGUCAGACCCUGGGGCUUGGGGAUGGGGGGUGGUGCCUGGGGCUCUGGCAGCUCCUGGUGGUGUGGUGGGAGGCCCUGGAGGCUGUGACUCAACAAAACCCUCGGGGGCACUGGAACCCAAGGCAAUGCUUCUGGACUUGUUGGCAGCUCUGGCUGCAGCCCGCUGGCUCGGAAGAGAUUUUAUGAACUCUA
This is a messenger RNA of Bubalus bubalis (water buffalo), 1795 nucleotides long. RefSeq names its product leucine rich repeat containing 73 (gene LRRC73). The record is from RefSeq and is a predicted model, not a curated record. Lineage: Eukaryota; Metazoa; Chordata; Mammalia; Artiodactyla; Bovidae. The transcript has 6 exons. Bases 599 to 1549 code for a protein of 316 amino acids.